AUCACACAGAACAGUCAACAGAAGAAACAGAGAAAUGAAAACAAUAACACACACAUUCACUUCCGUACAUUUGUCUUUCUCUCUCUCGCAACGUCGUGUUCUCCUCUAUCUCUCUCCUCUCACUCCUCUAUUUCCCUCUUCUCUUGACUUCCUCUGAUCAUCAUCAUCAUCUCAAAUGAAUUCACUAGAACAAGACGAGGAGUCGUCGGCUUCUCUCGUCGCUGCUCCUCCGCAUCGCAAGGCUCAAUCAUUCAGCCAACAAUUCGACCAGAAGCCUCACCAUCAAAUCCGCAAACACAGCCUCGACGAUAAGGUCCCUAGAUCCUCCACGCUGGCGACAACCGAAGCCGCCGUCUACUUCGACUCCUCCGACGACGAAUUCUCCACCGGAGGAGCCAUCUUCAGCGGCGGAGACAGCUUCUGCGACGGAAGCAGCAGCGUCGGCGAGGAUUACUCCGUCGUCACUCCUCCUCCCAACGUCCUCGCCGGAGACGACGACGACGACGAGCCGCUCCCGGAGUUCAUCGGAGCGGGAGGCGGCGCCGGGAUAUUCAAAAUUCCGGUACGCGCGGCGGUUCAUCCCGGAAGGCCGCCGUGUCUGGAGCUGAGGCCGCAUCCGCCGAGGGAGACGCAGGCGGGGAGGUUCUUGAGGAGCAUCGCUUGCACGGAGACGCAGCUAUGGGCUGGCCAAGAGAACGGCGUGAGGUUAUGGAGUUUAGAAGAUGCUUACGUGGCGGGGCGUGGGGCCGGCGGGCAGGUACAGCGAGGGGAUGAGGAUACGGCGCCGUUUUGUGAGUCUGUUGCUACUUCCCCUACUUUGUGUUUAGUGGCUGACCAAAGCAACAAGAUUUUCUGGAGCGGACACAAGGAUGGGACGAUCCGGGCUUGGAACAUGGACCAGCAUCAUGAUGAUUCAGAUCCGUUCAAGGAGCGAAUCUCGUGGCAAGCUCAUCGCGGUCCAGUGAACUCCAUUAUCAUUAGCUCUUAUGGUGAUAUGUGGUCAUGUUCUGAAGGAGGUGUGAUCAAAAUAUGGCCUUGGGAUUCGUUAGAGAAAUCUCUUCUCCUAAAACCUGAGGAGAAACAUAUGGCUGCCUUGUUUGUGGAGGGCUCUGCCAUUGACCUUAGGAGCCAAGUUACUGUUAACGGGACAUGCAGUUUAUCUUCCUCAGAAGUCAAGUUCUUGUUAGCCGAUUCUGUAAGAGCUAAAGUGUGGGCUGUGCAGUCACUCUCCUUCUCUAUCUGGAAUGCUCGGAGUAAGGACCUUUUGAAAGUUUUCAACGUUGACGGUCAAGUCGAGUGUCGUGUAGACAUGCCGCAUAUACAAGACCAACAAGUUGAAGACGAGAUGAAAAUGAAAGACGAGAUGAAAAUGAAGUUCUUCUCAGCUUUCAGAAAGGAGAAACCACAUGGGUUUCUACAGAAAUCACGUAACGCCAUAAUGGGAGCUGCUGGAGCUGUACGAAGAGUCGCCUCUAGAAGCGCAGGAGCGUUUAUUGAAGACACAAGGAAAACAGAAGCGAUCGUCUUAGCUUCAGACGGAACUAUUUGGACAGGAAGCAUGAGCGGUCAAAUAAUCCAGUGGGAUGGUAACGGAAACCGCUUGAGGGAUGUGAAUCACCACCACAGGCCUGUUUUGUGCUUUUGCACGUUUGGUGAUCGGAUCUAUGUUGGUUACGCAAGCGGAUACAUCCAGGUAUUGGAUGCUGAUGGGAAGUUGAUUGCGAGCUGGGUUUCGCAUAACGAACCUGUGGUGAAGCUAGCAGCUGGUGGUGGUUUUAUUUUUAGCUUGGCUAGUCAUGGUGGAGUACGAGGAUGGUAUGUGACGUCUCCAGGACCAAUGGAUAAUAUAAUCCGAACUGAGUUGUCUCAGAAGGAGAGUUCUUAUGCUAGACAAGACAAUGUUAGGAUUUUGAUUGGUACCUGGAAUGUUGGACAAGGACGGGCUUCACACCAUGCGCUUAUGUCGUGGUUGGGUUCUGUCACUUCAGAUGUUGGCAUUGUUGUUGUUGGGUUGCAAGAAGUGGAGAUGGGAGCAGGUUUCCUUGCCAUGUCUGCUGCUAAGGAAACGGUUGGACUUGAAGGAAGUGCUGUGGGGCAAUGGUGGAUUGAUGCAAUUGGAAAAGCACUUGAUGAGAAUAACACUUUUGAGCGUAUGGGUUCAAGGCAGUUGGCUGGACUUCUGAUAUCUCUUUGGGCGAGGAAGGAGAUUAGAACACAUGUUGGAGAUCUUGAUGUUGCAGCAGUUCCAUGUGGCUUUGGCCGUGCCAUAGGAAACAAAGGAGGUGUUGGUCUGAGAAUCAGAGUUUAUGAUCGAAUAAUCUGCUUUGUCAACUGCCACUUGGCUGCACAUUUGGAGGCAGUUAACCGCAGAAACGCUGAUUUCAAUCAUAUAUUUAGAUUAAUGGUAUUCUCACGAGGACAUAAUCUAAGUAACGCAGCAGCUGCUGGUGUCUCAACUGCAUCUUAUACACUCAAGACUACCACUAGUCCAAGCAUUGGCACUGAAGAAGCCAAGUCUGAUUUAGCAGCAGCAGACAUGAUCGCAUUUUUCGGCGAUUUUAACUAUAGGCUGUUUGGUAUAACCUAUGAUGAAGCGAGAGACUUCAUCUCGCAGCGGUCCUUUGACUGGCUCAGAGAAAGAGACCAACUUAGACAAGAGAUGAAGUCUGGAAAAGUCUUCCAAGGAAUGCGUGAGGCAUUAAUCACUUUCCCUCCCACUUACAAGUUCGAAAGGAACCGUCCAGGCCUAGGAGGAUAUGACUCAGGGGAGAAAAGGAGAAUACCCGCAUGGUGUGACAGAGUUAUAUACAGAGACACUCAAUCAAGUCCAUUCUCAAAGAGCAACUUGCAGUGUCCUGUAGUUUCAUCGGUUAUAAUGUACGAAGCUUGCAUGGAUGUUACUGAGAGCGAUCAUAAACCCGUGCGCUGCAAGUUUCAUGCGACCAUAGCUCAUGUUGAUAAAUCUGUGCGGAGACAGGAGCUGGGGAAUAUAAUAAGGUCCAACGAGAAGAUAAGAUCCAUACUCGAGGAUCUGAAAUAUGUUCCGGAGACAAGUGUGAGCACCAACAACAUUGUACUUCAGAGUCAGGACACAGUCAUUCUAACAAUCACAAACAAUUCAACCACAAGCAAAGCUAUUUAUAAUAUUCUCUGUGGUGGUCAGACUAUAGUUAGAGAUGAUGGUGGAGAAGAGUCUGACUAUAAUGCUAGAGGCUCUUUUGGUCUACCUCGCUGGCUUGAGGUUUCACCAGCAGGUGGGGUAAUUAAACCAGAAGGAUCAGUGGAUGUGAGAGUUCAUCACGAAGAAUUUUACACAUUGGAAGAGUAUGUUGAUGGUAUCCCACAGAAUUGGUGGUGUGAAGACGCUCGAGAUAAAGAAGCAAUCCUGAUGGUGAACAUUAGAGGAAGCUGCUCAACUACAUGGAAAACCCACUCUGUUAAAGUCCGUCACUGCUACUCGGCAGAGUAUGUCUCCUUGAUUCCAAACCCCACAAACCUAACAAAGAACCUAGGCGGUUCUCAUCGUCAUCCAACAGAUAUUAGCCAUGCUGGAAGUAGUACUAGCCGGGGUAAAAGCCGAUGAUGAGCUCUUGUAGCACUGACACUUUAUAACUAGGUCUUAGAGCUGAUGAACAACAAAGCCAUCACAAAGCAAAACGCAUGAGGUGAAGCAUUAAUGUUUUUAUUCAUUCUUUGGAGAAUCCAUUUUAUGUCAGAAACUGUAGAUAUGCUUCGAGACCACUCGUCAUGAAUUCAACUUUUUUUUAAAUCUCCUCAUUUGAAUCUAAAUGGUUUAAGUA
Molecule: messenger RNA, 3800 nt
Organism: Raphanus sativus (radish)
Lineage: Eukaryota; Viridiplantae; Streptophyta; Magnoliopsida; Brassicales; Brassicaceae
Product: type I inositol polyphosphate 5-phosphatase 13
Biological process (GO): phosphatidylinositol dephosphorylation
Molecular function (GO): protein binding; phosphatase activity
Source: RefSeq, a predicted model, not a curated record